UGUGCAGUACGCGAGCCUGGAUACCGGCCAGGAAGGACUGGUUUGAACAGCGCCGAGUUUCACUUCGACGUGGACCGCGUGGACAUGGAAGAGGAGCGGCCUCCCAUGUGGGGGUGGAGGAAGAUCCUGGCGGUGAGCGUCCUGGCUGUGCUACUGCUGGUGUCCGCCUUUCUCGGGGGCUACUUCCACGGGCUGCACUCGGCCAGGGGCAACCGGGAUGCGGCGGCUAACAUUUCCCAGGAGUUGUUUGACUCCGGAUGGCAGCGACUGCCGUGCAUAGGAGAAGACGAGACCUGUCCAGAAGGGUUCGGCGAGGCACCGCUGGUGCUCAUCUCCCUGGAUGGCUUUCGGGCCGACUACCUGGACCGGGGCCGCAACCCUUCUUUGGAGCGGCUAGGCCAGUGCGGCGUGCGGGCUCCCUUCAUGCGGCCCGUCUUCCCCACCAAGACGUUCCCUAACCAUUUCACCAUCGUAACGGGCCUGUGGCCGGAGUCCCAUGGCAUCGUGGACAACAAGAUGUACGACCCGGAAUUCAAGACACUCUUCUCGCUGGGCAACAAGGAGGCGGGCAAAUCCCGUUGGUAGCAGGCGGAACCGAUUUGGGUGACCACGGAGAAGCAGGGCAAGCAAGCCGCCACCUUCUUUUGGCCGGGCUCGG
Ixodes scapularis (black-legged tick) is the source of this 658-nucleotide messenger RNA. Its product is annotated as ectonucleotide pyrophosphatase/phosphodiesterase family member 2-like. Lineage: Eukaryota; Metazoa; Arthropoda; Arachnida; Ixodida; Ixodidae. The record is from RefSeq and is a predicted model, not a curated record. Bases 85 to 585 code for a protein of 166 amino acids. The transcript has 7 exons.